AUGUCUUCAUCGUAUGAUGUUCUUGUCACUGGCUCGGCUGGCCAUCUUGGAACUGCUCUGAUGCUUAGCCUGCCUUCUCUGGGCUUCAAACCACUGGGCAUCGAUAUCCUAUCCUCCCCAACUACGACACUUCUGGGAUCUGUUAGCGACCGAGACUUUAUCGCCUCCCUCUUCGACUCUUACCCCAUAAAACACGUUCUCCAUGCCGCAACACUGCAUAAACCGCAUGUUGGUAGCCACAGCAAGGAGCAGUUCAUCUCGACCAACGUUGUCGGCACUUUGAUUCUCCUAGAAGAAUCUUCUAGAUUCAAGGCGCAGAUAGAGAGCUUUGUCUUCUUCAGUACAACGAGUACCUUUGGUAUGGCGCUCAGUCCCAAACCAGGACACCCCGCUGCUUGGAUCGAUGAAUCUAUUGUGCCCGUCCCAAAGAAUAUAUAUGGUGUGACGAAGAUUGCGGCCGAGGAUAUGUGCGCACUGGUGCAGAAGCAAAGUGGAAUGCCCGUUUUAGUUCUCCGCACUAGUCGCUUCUUCCCCGAGGAAGACGACGAUGAAGACCGUCGCGCCGCCAUGGGCGAUGAGAACCUGAAAGUUCUAGAGCUAGCCUACCGCAGAUGCGACAUUGAUGAUAUUGUCAGCGCAUCAGUCUGCGCAAUGAGAAGGGCCAAGGAUAUUCUAUGGGGAAAAUAUAUUAUAAGCGCCCCGCCGCCUUUCAACAACGAUAUACACACUCUCGAUGCUUUGAAUCGGAGCCCCGCGGAGGUGCUCAGCAAGGCAUUUCCUGAUGUGGAUGUCGUUUUCAAGGAGAAGGGGUGGAAGCAUCUCGUGAGGAUCGACAGAGUGUAUGAUUCAAGCAAGGCAGUGAAGGAACUAGGAUGGAAUCCAAAUUAUACAUUUGAAAAGACAGUGGGGAGAUUGGUGCGUGGCGAGCCAUGGAAGAGUGAUUUGACAGCGAGGGUAGGCAUGAAAGGUUAUCAUGCUGUGAGCACCGGGGUGUAUACAAAGAGAUGA
Molecule: messenger RNA, 1008 nt
Organism: Penicillium samsonianum
Lineage: Eukaryota; Fungi; Ascomycota; Eurotiomycetes; Eurotiales; Aspergillaceae
Product: NAD-dependent epimerase/dehydratase family protein
Exons: 1
Coding region: 1-1008 (335 amino acids)
Molecular function (GO): dTDP-glucose 4,6-dehydratase activity
Source: RefSeq, a predicted model, not a curated record